This is a messenger RNA of Acanthoscelides obtectus, 714 nucleotides long. The record is from the annotation of a GenBank genome assembly. NCBI's taxonomy places the organism in Eukaryota, Metazoa, Arthropoda, Insecta, Coleoptera, Chrysomelidae.
GGACUAUCGAAUACUAUCGAUAUUUUUCAUGAACUAUCGAUAGUAUUCGAUAGCUCUAGCCAUUCGAGAUUGAACACAAACAUAUACAGAAGAGUAACCUAACCAUAACCCUAUUUUAUGGUUGAUAUAAAAGAAAAACGUAAUAAAAACCGGGUAACGUGUAGUAAAAUAAGAGGAAAAGUUAAAAAGAACGUGGUCGUGGUUCGUGGUGUUAAAUAUUUUUUGGCGCCAUUUUCAAACAAACACAAUUUAGUAUAUAGUACAAUACAUGUUUUUUAAAUAUUUGUAACAAUGGAAAGAUUCUUGUUAAACAGAGGUAACAAUCAGAAUAAUGCUGAACCCCAACUGAGUACCUCAAAAGAAAGGUCUGAAUCCGAAGAUCCCCAAGGUGAAGAUGAAGUUUCUGUGAAUGUGAAGACUUCCAGAGAACAAACAACUUCUAAAACGAAAAGAAAGCGUGUGUCAGCUGUAUGGGACUAUUUCAAAGAUCUGGCGAUCGAAAAUUAGAUAAGCGGCAAGGAGUUACCCACUAUGGACGAAUGUGCCAUUAAAUAUCUAUGUGUUCCAGCGACCUCAGUAGAGAGCGAGAGAAGCUUUAGUGCUGCAGGGCAAGUCAUAUUGGAUAGGAGAUCCAGACUAAAACCAGCCAAUGUCGAUAAAUUAGUAUUUUUGCAUAAAAAUAACAGUUUGUAGAUGGCAGAAGGUAAAGGAUGU